Molecule: messenger RNA, 1034 nt
Organism: Psammomys obesus (fat sand rat)
Lineage: Eukaryota; Metazoa; Chordata; Mammalia; Rodentia; Muridae
Gene: Gng10
Product: G protein subunit gamma 10
Exons: 3
Coding region: 35-241 (68 amino acids)
Biological process (GO): G protein-coupled receptor signaling pathway
Cellular component (GO): heterotrimeric G-protein complex
Molecular function (GO): G-protein beta-subunit binding
Source: RefSeq, a predicted model, not a curated record
CCCAGCCGGGCCGCCGCGCGCAGCCGUCGCCGCCAUGUCUUCCGGGGCCAGCGUGAGCGCCCUGCAGCGCCUGGUGGAGCAGCUCAAGCUGGAGGCCGGCGUGGAGCGGAUCAAGGUCUCCCAGGCCGCGGCGGAGCUUCAGCAGUACUGCAUACAGAAUGCCUGCAAAGACGCCCUGCUGCUCGGUGUUCCCGCUGGGAGCAACCCCUUCCGGGAGCACAGAUCCUGCACUCUGCUUUGAAGACCGGGAGGUUCGCUGAGGAAGCUUUUGUGUGCAGAGUGAUGGACAACUGCUGCCAAGUCCCACAAAAACCGUUUUCCAGAGCCAGUGCUAGCGCCAAAAGUCCACAGAAAUCCACGCUUUGUUUUGUGCUCUGACCUCACCACCAAGUUUCCUAGCUGCAUCUCUUCCCGCCUGAGACCUGUGCCACUCUGCCUGGGGACAGGCGUGUCUUCUUUACUGGCUGUCUGCAUUUUGGGAGGGAAACAUUUUCUCUUAAAAAACUGAGUAUUUGUAAUUUUCCUAACAUUUUUAUACUCUAAUAAAAUUUGUUCAUAAGAAUUUACAAUUACUAGAUGAAACAAAGUACGAAACCGGGGAAAAGCUGUUACCCUGAUUUUGUAAAGGACACCUUUCUCACUUCUCACUGAGCAGAUGGUCUCAUGGGACAGAAAACCUGAGGGCUCUGCUCCUUAGCAAACUGAAAGAUUAAUGUAUGUUAGGGUGCCCGUCCUGUACGAAGCGGUUAGAUCUUCCUGUAGUUCCUGUACUUACAAUUUAUAAUUGUGUUUGUAGCUUUUAAAAAUGUGCUUAUGCCUUUAAAAAAUGUUUAAAAUGUGAUCUACAUUCAGAACAUUGCAAUGUUCACAACAAAGUGUGAAAGUAUGAUAACAAACAUUCAUGUCACAAGUAUUUUAUUGGGGUGAUGUGCCUUUGAUUUAACUGGGGACACUUUUAGAAGGAAAGUUUGUGUUUGUAAUAAUCUGUGAAGAGCUUGCAAAUAAAAGUUUUGCCUAUUCAUCAUUUUCCAUGA